Messenger RNA from Hibiscus syriacus, 1863 nucleotides. RefSeq names its product protein GRAVITROPIC IN THE LIGHT 1-like. Gene Ontology annotation, biological process: response to red or far red light; negative gravitropism. The transcript has 4 exons. Lineage: Eukaryota; Viridiplantae; Streptophyta; Magnoliopsida; Malvales; Malvaceae. The coding region runs from base 78 to 1757 and encodes 559 amino acids. The record is from RefSeq and is a predicted model, not a curated record.
UUUUUCAUUGUAUUUUUCUGUUACUUAGCCUUUGCAUUUAGCUUUGCCAGUGUUGGUGUGUGCAUCCGCGGGAGACGAUGCUUCCAAGCAGCUUACUUUGUUCCAUGAGGCCAAGCUUCUCAAGCAGGAAGAAGAAAGGUAACCGGGAUAGCCUGGAAACUGAAGCCGAAGAUCUCGAUUGUCGAUACUCCGUUCCGUUUCACAGAGAUCCGUUUAAGAAUCAUUCGUCUUCAAGAUUCUCUUUACGAUCGGAUAAUCCUCCCUUUUCCAGAAAGGGAGCAGCGGUGAAGGCGAAGAAGAAAGGGGAAAUGGCGACCAAAGUAUCCAACUUUUCGGAUCUGAUACAACGAGUUGCAGCAUCUUGUUUAUUGCACCCGCUCGCCGCCGGCAGGCAAGAAUCCGGCGAUUCUGACUCCCUGACUCAUUCCGUUAUCGAGGAGGACCCCGACGAAGAAGAAUACUACGAGUAUAAUAAUUCAAGCGAGGAUGAAGGGAAAGAAAAUGAGGUGAAGGACAUUGAGAAGUCGAGGAGAAUAACGCGGGUUUGGAACCAUAACGGAGAGAAAACGAAGGAAAUGGUAGCGUUAAUGGAGGAGGUUUUCGAGGCGGUGGCUGAAAUGAAGAAGGCUUACUUAAGGUUACAAGAAGCGCAUUGCCCGUGGGACCCAGAGAGGAUGAGGGCGGCUGACGUUGCGGUGGUGGGUGAACUGAGGAAGCUUGGGGUGUUGAGGGAAAGGUUUAGGAGGGAAACACGUGGCGGUGGACGCGGUGGCGGGAAAGGGCACGUGGCUAUGCUGAGGGAAGUGGUGGCGCCGUACGAAGCGGCGGUGGAGGACUUGAAGAGGGAAGUGAAGGUUAAGGAGGUGGAAAUCGAGAACCUGAAAGAGAAGCUCAAUACUGUUACUUGCCUUUCCAGUGGUGGAACGAAAGGGCGGAGUCUUUCCAAGAGGAAAGUCAGCUGCAGUCAUGUACUUGCAGCAGCACCAACGCCAGAGCUGUUUGAGGCUACAGUGAGUCAGGUGAAGGAAGCAUCAAAGUCCUUCACAUCUCUCCUCCUUUCCCUCAUGCGCGAGGCUCGUUGGGAUAUUGCAGCCGCUGUCCGAUCCAUUGAAGCUGCAACAGCCACUCCUGACAACACCAAUUAUACCACCACGAUGAUAACUCCAUCCGUCGUUGCAAAUCACCAUGCCAAGUACGCGCUAGAGUCGUAUGUCUCGCGCAAAUUUUUCCAAGGGUUCGACAAUGAGACUUUCUACAUGGAUGGCAGCCUCUCUUCCUUGCUUAAUCCCGAUCAGUACCAUCGGGAGUGCUUCACUCAAUACCGUGACAUGAAAGCAAUGGACCCGGUCGAGCUUCUGGGGAUCUUGCCUACAUGCAAUUUCGGCAAGUUCUGCUCCAAGAAGUACCUCGCCAUUGUCCAUCCCAAGAUGGAGGAAUCCUUGUUCGGAGGCUUGGAGCAGCGCAAUCAAGUAAUGGCCGGAAAUCACCCCAGGAGUCAGUUUUACGGGGAGUUCCUGGGGCUGGCCAAGGCAAUUUGGUUGCUUCAUUUGCUUGCAUUCUCGCUUGACCCAGCACCAAGCCAAUUCGAAGCUAGUCGGGGAGCAGAGUUUCAUCCACAUUAUAUGGAGAGCGUGGGCAAGAUUUCAGGUGGGCGAGUGCCUGCAGGUCAGAUUGUGGGCUUCCCUGUUAGCCCUGGGUUCAAGCUGGGAAAUGGUUCUGUUGUAAAGGCUAGGGUUUACCUAGUGACUAGCACAUAGACUUGUUGCAUCUGGUUUUGAUAGGUUUUAGAAUCUACAGUAGGGGGAAUUCAGCUUAGGACUUUUUGAGACUAUUAUUUUAAGAAUCUGAUUUGAUGUCCUGGGA